AUGAGUAUAAGAAACUCAGCAGGUGUUGGCUACGGUACACACGACUGUGAAAUACAAACCCAAAGCACUGAGCUCGUUAAUAGUCAGUUUCAGUCUUCCAAUCCUAUCGAUCAAUGCACAGAUACGAGUUAUAUUCUGAACUCAUAUCCCAAAGAGCUUCAAAAAAUAUGUUGCAACAUGUUCACCACCCCUAAGUUUUGUGAAUGGUUGAAGCAUGAGUGGUUGUAUUCGAGCAUAGACAAGGAAAUAUUUCUAAGGGUUAAUGACUUUCAGCUGAUAUUGCGGGAAUACUUUCCUACCUUAAAGUCUCGAAAGUUAAGUCGAGUUCAUUGGUCAACUAUUCGACGGAUCAUAGGGAGACCACGUCGUUUCAGUGCCACGUUCCUCUCUGAAGAACGGCACUCUGUGCAAGUAAAACGUAAAAAUAUACAAUACAUACAGCACAUCAUUUUAACAAGUUCUCUUGGUCCAAUGGCGUCAGAACAUUUAGAUAAUCUUUUAUUAUGCUUGCCACCAGCAAUUCGAAUUCCCCUUCGAUUACCAGUUGGUAUUAGAGUAUGUGUUUGUCUUCACACUCCCAUGCAGGGUUUAUAUCUUGGACUGAUACAAAAUUCGUGUCCAGGUGAUGGAAAUUAUGCUGUUUGGGUUGAUGAGUUAAUUAUUUCAAAUGAUUACAUGGAAAUGAAAUCUUCCAGAUAUUACGGCUGUCAAAUUGUUCCAGAAGAAAAUGUUUUUCCUUUACCAAAUCAGUCGUUACCACCUUCUGUAACACUUUCAGAGAUUCGCAGCUAUUUUAAAGAAAAUAUAAUAAACAGUGAUGUCACUGUUUUUUCGUCUGAAUUUAAUACUAACUUCAUAAAUACCAUGAAUAAAACGGUCGAAUCAUCUAGUAAUCGUUUACAUUGUGUUGUUCAAUCCUCACCUACUUGUGGACCUUUAUUAAGUGAAAGUGUAUGUAAUGCAAAUCAUAUACAGAUGAAUAAUUCACAAGUUUCGUCAGGAGAUCUUUUAAUCCCAAAACCUAAAUUUGAUAAUCCUUCUGUAAUAACAUCACCGUGUUCAGAACAAACAUCUUCCCAGAAAACCGACCAUCAGUCUUACAAUAGAUUUCUUAUUAAUAUUAUUAAACUUCACAAGAUUUUAGAGAGAAAACGUUCAUCAAUUGAAACAUUAAAACAAUUAAAUGAUACUGCUGAAAUAAAGCUUUCAGAAAACCAGAAUAACAUCACUGUACAAUUUCAACAUACUUAUGCAAAACUCAUAUUAAAUAUAGAUAAAAUUAAUCGAGAAUUAAAACAUUAUAUGAAUCAAGUACUUCUAUACGUGUCAACUAUGGCACAAGAACAUAACAUGGUAGAAUUAAAUUCCGUUAUCGACUGGAGACGUCGCUGUGAUGAUGAAGCUCAAGAAAUAGUUAAUCGGAUGAAAGAAUUACAAACAUACAAAUUAAUUAAUGAAGACAAAUUGGAUCUUGUUGCUAAGCUUAUUUCUAUUCUCAUACAUUUAAGUAAUUUAUCUGAUCAUCGGUACAUGAAUCAAAUCCCAGCGUGUAUUGACGACAUUCUCAAAGAGAUUAAACAUGGUAUUCACCCAAAUAAUUUGAAAUGUUUUGAAUCUACAGUGGAAAAUUUCAUUGGACAAAUUAUAAAUCCAAUUACAAAUACUGUCUAUUCACGAAUGUAUCAAUAUCCUAUGAUAUCGAAUUCACAAGUUUCAGACAAUAUUUAAUAUGUUAAAUGUUAUUUCCUUUUUUUGGGGGGGGAAGGGGCUAAUUUCUCUUGUUCUAUUUAUUUUCAUGUUGAUUUUGAGUUCAUUAUUUGUUUGUUUCUUUUUAUUUUCUUUUUAAAACUAUUUAUUAUUUAAAAGGAUCAAUUUUUAAAUAGGAUACUAUCUGAUUGUGUAAUGUAUUACAUAAUGGUUAUUGUAUUUUAUUGAACAUAUGAAAUGUUUCGACAAUUAAUGGUUUUUAUGUUUUAAAGUUUUUUGUCAGUAAAGAAAUUGUAGUCAAUU
Schistosoma intercalatum is the source of this 2010-nucleotide messenger RNA. The record is from the annotation of a GenBank genome assembly. Lineage: Eukaryota; Metazoa; Platyhelminthes; Trematoda; Strigeidida; Schistosomatidae.